CUCCAACAAACUACCACAGUCGCUUUAAAUCCCUUAACAAGCACUGACAGGAGCAAAAUUGUUAAGGCAAGUACCUGUGCUUUUGCCGCCUGGGUCUAUGACGUUUUGGAGAAAAAAAAGUCGGAAACACAUCGACGGUGCGUAAAAAUUACCUUUUAUUUCAUGUUUUCCGCCGCAAAAUAAGUGUCGCAGCCGUAAUGGAGGAAGCGAAGCUGGCCAGCCUGCUAAACAGCAUACAAAAGACGCGCGAUAAAAGUGUAAUCUAUCGUAAUUUGGUCGCCAUCCGGACGAACUUUGUGACGAACGACGGUGGGAUCAGGUUGCUAUCAUCGCAAGAUGGCAUCAAAGUGUUGGUCGAUUUGCUGAAUAAACCGUACGAAAAGGUGAUCGAGGUGGUGCUUAGCAUACUGGGAAACUGCUGCACCAAGAAGGAAUGCUGCAAACAGGCGUUCGAAUGUGGCAUACUGAAACCGUUGAUUUCGAUCAUUUCCAACAUUCCCAAUCCAAGCAUCCAGUGUCGUGGGUGCCGGCUACUGGGUAAUCUGGCCCAACAUGAACCGAUCAGCUACAAGAUUGCGCGGGACAAUGACACUACGGCAUACGCACUCAGCAGCAUCCUCAACGAGUCGGACAACACGGCCGUGCUGGUGAUGGUGAUUCGCGCUAUACGACAGCUGUGGCAUGAAAAGCCCUUACGAUCCACCCUAAUGGAACAGGGUUGUAUUGGCAGGAUCGUUAACCUACUGAUACGGUUCGCACAGGUUGAAUCGGAAUCGGAUGUGCUCCUGUCCGCUAAUCAAUCGCCGGACAGUGCCCAGCACACCAAAGCAUCGUCCAUCGACAACCACGACGAGGAAAAGGUGGUACUGAAACACUGGCAUGCCCCGGACCGGAUGGUGACGAAGGAAAAGUUUAACAACAUCGUACGCAACAUGGAACACAGCCAGCUGUGUGAUAUCGUCGGGUAUCAGGUGAUUCAGAACUACCGCUGGAAGGAUCGGCUCGAUUUCCAGCUGCCGAAAUCAAACGAAACGGUGAAGCUGUUCGAAAGUGUGCUCAAGUGUUUGCAGAUGAUAACGACCACGGUCGUGCAGCAGGUGAUCGCCGAAGUCUACGGUGAAGCAGGCGCCGGUCUGCACUGUCUCGUGUAUCUUUGCGGGGAAAAAAGUCCGUUUCGUGCACUGUCGCUAAAGGUGGUAUCGAAUUUAGCCGCUAAUCCGGAUGCAAUCGACAGGCUUACGGAGUGUGGCGUUAUCAAAAUGGCAGCUGAUUUGAUCAUGUACGCCGACCUGGACGACUCGGAGAAACGAUACUGCAUUAAUAUGAUGUGUUUGCUUACGAAGGAGGCUUGCAACCGGGGUCACAUCCGACGCAGCGGCGCACUGCAAUCGUUCAUGAAGAUCGCCAAACAGUCGCACGAAAAGCGCGAACAGGCGAUGAUACUGUACGCGCUGUACCAGUACCGGUUCGAUAGUUUAAGCAACGAAAUUCUGCUUGCCAAUGGACUCGUAAGCUUUCUCGUGCGCAUCCUGAACGGCAUCAUAGCGGAGAAGGAGGUCGCCCACAUACGGCACGACGAGGAGGAACGAGAGCGGAACUCGCACACAAGCGUGUUUAGCAAGCGACGAUCGAACUACGCCAAGGCUGGCAAAUUGCGCCGUAGCGAUCUACUUUUCCAUUAUAAAUCGGGAAAUAAUGGGUACCAUCAGCAACAGCAGCAACAACAUCACAAGGCUGCCAAACAGUCGAAGCUGGAUCCGUACUGUUCGGCACCGGAAUCCCCCGAUAGUGGUAGCAGCGGGUAUGCAAGCACCAGCUACGGUACGGUCCGCAGUCCUUCGAUGAGUGUCGGAUCAAGCCCUCCGCGUGUACCGGAAGAUGAAGCGUUUGAGGACGAUACGGAAGUUUACUCACCUGUGUGCAGCGAUCACGAACAGGAGGACGAAACGGCGGUGUGUAAUGAUGGGACAAAUGGCGAUCAACAAAUAUCCGUGCUAGCCGUCGUUUGCCCUCCCAACGAAGCAAACCGAACCGAGGAAGAUGAGCAGGAAGAGCUGGAAACGGUAGACGCAGCGGAAGAAACGAAUGAUUUCGAUAUGGUAGCAUACCUCAUCGAGGACAGUUCGAAUGCAAAGUGGCUCGAUGCGGUAGAGGAAAAGGAUCUGCUCGAGGAGGACAGUUUAGGGCUGAAACCAUCCAAAGCGACCCACCCGGAAGAUUGCAUCGAUGAUAAUGAAAUGUUUAAAAUUGAGCUAGACAUUGCUACGGCUAAAACCUUCGAAAAGUACCCGAUGCAGCCGACAUUAACGUUGCUGUGGUCCGUUUCGAAGUCCUUUCCCGCGAUGGAGUUUGUACAGACGGACACGCUCGAGACGUUGCUCAAAAUAUGCAAACAAGCGAAGAAACCUCGUGGCCGAGCCUUCCAAACGUUGGCCAACAUUUUGAAGCACGUCAAUCAUUUCCUACCGCUGUUGAAGCAAGACUUUGUCUUUCGGCUGCACGAGAUGAAAAGUCCGUACCCGGCACACGGUGCCCGCUGCUGGAGCUGCGACGAAAUGCGAACGGCUUGUAAUGAUCUGAUGUCGCUGUUCGGUUCGGUGGGCGAGACAGGUUAUGGGCAGGGUGAAAUAGCGCACAUAUUGCGUACCGGCGAGCGAGAUCUAAAGCUACGCGUGUCGAUCAUAGUGCUGUUUGUCGUACGUGACACGCGACUGCUUCACAAGCUGCUCUUCGACAUGAAGGUGCUCGAGAUGGUAAUGGAUUUUAUACUGGACGAAGGCACCGAGCAGCAGCAGCAGCAACAACAGCGACUGAACGGCAUUGCCUGUUGCGCCAUUACACGAUUAUCACAGAACUUGGCCAUUUUCGGCGAGGAAGAAGAUACCGGCACACCGAGCGAGAAGCUAGAGGCGAAAGAAUUCGACAACACCGUCACGAUCUGUGACGAGUCCGCGCUGAGCGUGGACGAAAAAGUGAUGUUCCGCGUUCGGAGCGGUCCCACGGCACCACAGGAAACGGUGUUUGUAAGCAAAGCAUUACUGAUGGAAGGCAGCGAAGUGUUUCGCCGCAUGUUCGAGGGCGAUCAUUUCAUCGAGUCGAAAAACAACGAAGUGCACCUGCACGAACCGAUCACAGCGGAUGGUUUGCGGUACUUUUUCUACCUCGUUCGGCUGCAAACGUUAAACAAACUGACCGGCAUGGCACCACCGCCGAAGGUGAUCGAAGCGAGCCUGGAUGCGCUCAGUCUCGCGCAGAAGUAUCUGCUGCCGACGAUCGAGAAACCGGUAAUGAACAUCAUCAAAACGCUGCUGAACGAUGACUGUGUGCUGAACGUGUUCGAGUGGUCAUUGAAGAACUACAACCAAGAGCUGCUAGUCGCAUCGACGUACUACUUCCUCUACUCGGACAUUAGCGGGGCGGCCAAAUGGAAGCUUUACCGCGCGGCCAAUCGAUCGUGCUAUCGGGAUGAAUGGAGACGGUUACUUACCGAAACAAUCCUGUACCGCGUGCAACCAAAUGCGGAGCUUUAAACCUGCUGCCCCGUUUCGUUUCGGCACGUCCGUCUCUGCUUUGUACUGUGAUCAUUCGGCGAUGUUGCCGAGCUUCUGCCGACAAAAUGCGUGUAUGCGUGUAAAAGCUGGUUCGCUUUCGUUGUAAACCGUCGUCGUCGUUCGACGUUCGUUAAGUUUAUUGUUCACUUAGUGAUCACAGUUCGAACUGGUCAGCGCCCGUAAAGGGUUUCCAUGCUUAGUGAAACGUUUUUAGCAAAUGGCCACAUACUGCCACCCAGUAAUGAAUCGAUCACCCCGCCCAGGAUGACCUGACGUUCGCUUCAAAAUCGUUAACAUACCAGAUAGAUGGGAUGAAAAGCGAUCGCUAUGAUCGAGUAUGUGUUGACAACAUUCCGAUUUCCGGUAUUCCUCCCCCGCCCCCGGUACUGUAGUUUUUAUACCUUGAGUUUGUUUUGUAAUUUAAUUUUACGUUCAAGAUUUUGAAUUUACAUAACGAAAACAAAACACUGCCCUUCCGUUUUUGCGUCUUUAGUACACGAACAAAUAUUCAUCUAGCAUAUUUAUUUGUUAUCCUACAAACAGUCCUCGCACUUAAGUGAUGCCGCGCGUGUUGGUUAGUAAGAAUAGCAUCAUCGGGAUGAAUAUAUUUCCUUCCAAUCUCUCUUUGAAUGUUA
This is a messenger RNA of Anopheles funestus (African malaria mosquito), 4186 nucleotides long. RefSeq lists its product as uncharacterized. Lineage: Eukaryota; Metazoa; Arthropoda; Insecta; Diptera; Culicidae. The record is from RefSeq and is a predicted model, not a curated record. The coding region runs from base 198 to 3530 and encodes 1110 amino acids. Gene Ontology annotation, biological process: anatomical structure morphogenesis. The transcript is spliced from 3 exons. Gene Ontology annotation, molecular function: protein binding. Gene Ontology annotation, cellular component: cytosol.